Molecule: messenger RNA, 1501 nt
Organism: Ictalurus punctatus (channel catfish)
Lineage: Eukaryota; Metazoa; Chordata; Actinopteri; Siluriformes; Ictaluridae
Product: collagenase 3
Exons: 10
Coding region: 58-1464 (468 amino acids)
Biological process (GO): collagen catabolic process; extracellular matrix organization; proteolysis
Cellular component (GO): extracellular matrix
Molecular function (GO): metalloendopeptidase activity; zinc ion binding
Source: RefSeq, a predicted model, not a curated record
CCUCUCAGCCUCCGAGUCCAAACCAGCGUGGUGAAGAUCCUCGAGGAGGAGACAAACAUGAAGAUGUACUACACAACCUGCUUUCUCGUUGCUCUUCUGAUUGCCGUUCAGUCAGGUCCGAUACCAAAGAAAGCAGAGCAAGAUGAUGCUUUUGCAGAGGCUUACCUGAAGAAAUUCUACAACCUCACUUCGACACCCACUAAUAAAGGAAGAUUCAGUGAGAUGAGUCUCAAGCUAGCCGCGAUGCAGAAGUUUUUUGGACUCACCGUGACAGGGACAAUGGACACCGAAACCUUGGAGGUGAUGAAGAAGCCACGGUGUGGAGUUGUCGAUGUAGGUGCGUACUCCACGUUCGGCGGAGACUCUAAAUGGCAAACAAGCCAGCUGACCUACAGGAUUGAGAAUUACACUCCCGACAUGUCUGUGGCUGAAGUGGACGACUCUAUCGAGAGAGCGCUGCAAGUCUGGGCUCGCGUCACUCCUCUGAGGUUCUCCCGCAUCUACAGCGGUAUAGCCGACAUCAUGAUCUCCUUCGGGAGAGGAUCCCAUGGUGAUGCCUACCCGUUUGAUGGAACAUCUGGCACGCUGGCUCAUGCCUUUGCCCCAUCUAGUGGCAUUGGUGGAGACGCACAUUUUGAUGAAGAUGAAAGCUUCACCUUCACCUCUACCAGUGGAUUUGUUUUGUUCCUGGUGGCCGCCCAUGAGUUUGGUCACUCUCUGGGUCUGUCUCACUCCAGUGACCCCGGUGCCCUCAUGUACCCGACGUACAGCUACAGAAACCCAAACACAUUUGUUCUGCCUGCAGAUGACGUCAAAGGCAUUCAGUCUCUCUAUGGCCCAAAUACAGAUAAACCUGUCGAACCCAGUAAACCCAAUCCACCUCCAGUCACCCCGAGCGCCUGUGACCACACGCUGGUCCUCGACGCUGUGGCAACCCUGCGUGGAGAGAGGCUCUUCUUCAAGGAUGGCUUCUUCUGGCGCUUAUUUGGAACCAACUCGGUCCAGCAGCAGCUGAUCAAGAGCUUCUGGCCCGAGGCUCCAGAUAAUAUCGAUGCUGCAUUUGAGAACACUGUGCAAGACAGACUGUACCUCAUCAAAGAUCAGACAGUCUGGGCUUUCAGUGCUUAUGACCUUGUGAGUGGAUUUCCCAAGAGCCUUAGCAGCUUGGGUCUGCCUGCCCAGGUGAAGAAGGUCAGCGCUGCACUUCACUACCAAAGCACUGGCAAGACGUUGUACUUCGUGGACAACAAUUACUACAGUUAUGAUGAAAACAAGAGGAAGAUGGACACCGGAUACCCCAAACUGGUCGAACGUGGCUUCCCGGGGAUCACUGGGAAAAUCACUGCUGCCUUCCAGUACAGGGGUUUCACCUACCUCUUCAGCGGUACGAAUGUUUUUGAGUACAGCACUUCUACCAAGAAGGUGUUGCGUACGCUAAAUAACAACUACUUCUUGAAGUGCUAGUGGUUCUUCUUGUUUUUUUUUAUUAUUAUUAUUUUUU